AUGACAUCUCAGAUAGACCACGAUAAGGCAACUAUGGUAGCGGACCACCUGGAAAUUCCUGAGAAGGGGUUUUCAGAUCAUGAACAGCCCUCGAAUGGUGAUCUUCAACUCAUCAAUACCACUGGUGAAAUCAGAAGAAUCCCAAUUCCGUCUAGCGACCCGAAUGACCCUCUGAACUACUCCAAGUGGAGAAAAUUGGGUAUCUUAAUCUGCUGCUGCUGGUUCUCCAUCUUCUCGCUUGUCCUUGUUGGUAGUCUGGGACCUAUCCUCGGUGUCUUCAUUGGCCUUUACGCCCCUGCUGGAAAAACUGUCCAAGAGGUCGUCAACCUCACCACCUAUCCUAGCUUGGUCAUGGCAUUUGCAUGUUCUAUUCUUCUGAUCGGAUCUACGUUUGGCGCUGGUGCCAGCAACUCAUACAAUACUCAUAUGGCUUGUCGUAUCCUCCAGGGUGUAGCAGCCGGUGCGACCGAGUCUGUAUUGCCUUUGAUUAUCACCGAUAUGUCCUUCGUAGACGAGCGUGGUCUAUACUUUGGCAUCUACUGGGGCACUCAAAACCUGAUCAAUACCGUCUUCGGCAUCAGCUCUUCCUACCUCGUCGCCGCCACAUCUUGGAGAUACUUCUAUUGGGUCCUCGGUAUCUUUGCUGCUGGUGGUAUAGUGGCUGCCUUGUUCUUGUUGAGUGAAACAAGAUAUACCAGAUCGCCUGCUUCGAUGAAUGGUCAGGUCAUCUUCACUGACGAGUGGGGCGUGACUCAUUUCCUUACCGAUGCCGAAGCUCGUGAACGUGUGGGAGCUGUUCAACAAUCAGACAGUCAAGAACAUCGUCAGAAGACGUAUCUGGAACAUCUCAAUCCUAUCAGUGGUGUUGCGCCUAACGCUCUCCAACUAGGCCUCGGAGCGGAAGUCAAGAUGCUACAAGCCUUGAGUUCUCCAGGUGUCAUCUAUGCCAUUUUGGUGUCCUCGAUUGUGCUUGGUACUGGUAUCGCCAUGUCGCUUGUUUAUGCUUCGAUCCUCACAACCGAAUUCCACUGGUCCGAGAAGUCAGUCGGACUUGUCAAUGUUGGUAUUCUGCCUGCCUCUCUUGCAGCCAUGUUCUACGCUGGCUACAUUGGAGACAAAAUGAAUCUCUGGCUUGCCAAGCGUCGUGACGGCGUACACGUUCCCGAAGACACCCUCAUACAGCUGAUCUUACCAUUCCUUGUCGGCGCCAUUGGAAUUAUUAUAUUCGCUGUCACAGCAAACGAUCCGGAAACCCAUUCUGCUUGGGGCAUUAUCAUGGGAUGGACACUCUACGAAUUUGGCUUCAUCGUCGUGUUGAUCACGACCACCCACUUCGGCUCUGAAGCUUUUCCCAAGAAUCCUGGACCAGCUCUCGUUGUUGUCAUCGGAAGCAAAAACAUCAUCUCCUUUGGCGCGUCUUUCGGUAUCGUGCCCAUGGUCCAUGCUUACAACUACUUGACCGCUUUCAUGAUUUUGUUCGUGCAAAGCGUCGCGACUCGAAGAGCUCGCCAGGCUGGUCGUGUCAUGUCGACCUUUGAACGCGAAAGCAUCCGCAUCACUUUCUAUAAGAACCUCACCAGAUGGAGGACCACGCCCCAAUGCAACCUCGAGGGACAUGACGAUCAGUGUGGUUGUCUAAAACCUUUCAUCAGGAUCGUACCGUUGAAGGAAUGGAUGAAAGAGAAGGACUUUACAUUGGGCAAAUGCAACGGCGAAUUGCUCUUUGACGAGGUUGAUCCUUAUAAGACGCGGCCUCACCCUUCCGCGGAAACCAUUCUCAAGAAGAGUACCCUCGUCUUCAGCUGGUUGGUGAAAGCAGAAUAUGGACGACUCAUUCACAUUUUCCAUCGUGCCAAGUUCGACGAUGACAAGCUUCGAGAUGUUAAGUGUCGCCUGAUCAAGGACACCGAUUUGCAGGAUGAAUAUGAGCAGCAUAUCAGGGAUCACAGGGAUUCUGUCAGUUUCAAGAAGCUGACAAAGGAUUUGGAGGCUUUGAGAUGGGAAUUCUGCCCUUACACUCUCGACGAAGGACUCGACAAUGAAGCUUUCGGCACCAAGCUCAUUAUGCCUUUCUCUGAGCAAUGGGCGGUCACUGGGCAAGGUGCUACAUCGGUCGUAUGUCUUGCCAUUAUCAACAAAGAGUUCGUGUCCGAGNNAAAAUUCGGCGGUCUUUGGGUCACGCCUCAGAGUCCCCAGGUCAUGAUGGAUUGUUGGCGGUCAAACGAAUCAUGGCCGCUGGACGUGAGACAUAUAGCCAAGAAAGAUGGGCUUUCAAAGGAAUUCACAACAAGGGAGCUGUCAAGCGAGAUCUACUCAGAAUGGGAUGAGAUUUGCAAGAUUGCAGCGGCCAUCGAGACCCUUCAUAACUUUGAUUACGAGGGAGCACCAUGGUCAGGGGGCACCUGA
Molecule: messenger RNA, 2406 nt
Organism: Aureobasidium musti
Lineage: Eukaryota; Fungi; Ascomycota; Dothideomycetes; Dothideales; Saccotheciaceae
Source: the annotation of a GenBank genome assembly